Messenger RNA from Xiphophorus couchianus (Monterrey platyfish), 1345 nucleotides. RefSeq names its product translocator protein-like. The record is from RefSeq and is a predicted model, not a curated record. NCBI's taxonomy places the organism in Eukaryota, Metazoa, Chordata, Actinopteri, Cyprinodontiformes, Poeciliidae. Gene Ontology annotation, cellular component: mitochondrial outer membrane. The coding region runs from base 150 to 632 and encodes 160 amino acids. The transcript has 4 exons.
ACGCUGUUUGCCUUUUUUGCGUUUGAGGUAGGGAGUGUCGGACAAUAGCCUUCACCUUCAGAAACCAGACAGUUUACGUAAACGACUGCAUAACGAUUUCUUACAUCACUAGUGACUUCCUUGUUGAGCUGUCAGGCACGCUGACGACCAUGUCUCUGCCAAUGAUUGGGUUCACAGCCCUGCCCCAUGUCGGAGGGAUUCUUGGUGGCUUCAUCCGACGCAGGGAGGUCUACACCUGGUACGCAAGCCUGAAGAAACCCUCCUGGUGCCCACCGAACGGAGCAUUCCCUGUGGUGUGGACGAGUCUUUACACAGGGAUGGGGUAUGGAUCCUACCUAAUUUGGAAAGAGCUUGGGGGUUUUACUGAGGAUGCAGUGGUCCCAAUGGGACUUUAUGGGCUGCAGCUCGCUCUGAACUGGGCAUCAGUUCCUCUUUUCUUUGGUGCACACAGUCAAAAAUGGGGUCUAAUUGAGAUUGUGCUUCUCGAUGGGGCAAUUGGAGCGACCAUGUUGUCUUGGUAUCCCAUUAGCCGCACUGCCUCUCUGCUCUUAGCGCCAUAUCUGGCUUGGAUGUGUUACACCACCGCCAUCCGUUACUGCAUAUGGAGAGACAACCCUGAUAAAAAAGAGUAGGGUACAGUUUACAGUAUUUUUCUGGGUCAUUUCUGUACAACGAAUCUGCAACCUAACCUAAGAAAAAUAAUAGUUUUUUGUACCAGGUUACAUGAUAGUCUGAUUCUAAAAGCAAUUAUUGAUGUUUUUCUGUGUGAUAAAGGCAGCUAUGAGGUCUAAAAACAAUUAUUAUGGUAUUAUUGAGAAAAUUAACUAUGUGCCUCCAGCUGUUAAUGAAUUGUAUUUACUUAUUUUAUCCUGUUUUGUCACUGGGCACAGGGCAGGGUACACCAAGGAUAGGUCACACUCACCUUCACACACAAAGGGGCAGCUUAGAAACUUUGAAAAUUUGACAUGCAUAUUUUUGGGCUCUGGGAGGCUAUCUAAUUAAAUCAGAUAGUUUUUAUUUUGAGUAAUUUGUAGGUUAAUUUGAACUUAAACUACGAAUGUCCAAAAUUAUUGAGCAACAGAAACCUUGUAUCUAACAGGCUCGAUUAUAACUGGUUUGGAAUGCUGUUCUUUUUGUGUAAUUUAUGUUUGUUUCUGCAAAGUUUCUUCUGAUAAUACUCUUGACCAACUUGUGCUUUUUGGUUUUUAGCCCCAGAAAAAUUUAAUAAACUGAAGUGCCUGGACAAUAGAUGUUUGCUAAAGGCGUUUGUCUUGCCAUCAACUUAUCUCUGUACUCUUGUCGGUCUUGAAUUAUUGAAUAAAACAUUGUCACAUAAAGAGUGCAA